AUGGCGGGUAGCUUUAUUCCACUCUUAGCCAUGGUUCUUGUACAAUUGGGCUAUGCAGGGAUGAAUAUUACCUCAAAGCUUGCAAUAGAAUCUGGCAUGCACCCUCUUGUCCUUGUUGCUUAUCGACAAAUCUUUGCCACUCUAUCCCUUGCUCCCUUCGCUUAUUGGUUGGAAAGGAAUACGGUUCCCCGGAUGACAACGCGCAUUGGGUUCCAGAUACUAUUAUCUUCCUUAACAGGAGUAACAGGAAAUCAGAUACUGUACUUCGUGGGGCUAAAAUAUUCAACCCCUACAAUAGCAUGUGCACUAAACAAUUUGCUCCCAGCAUUCACUUUUGUCCUUGCAGUCCUCUUCAGGCAAGAGCAUUUGAGAAUAAAGACAAAGACAGGGCUAGCAAAGGUGUUAGGGACGGUCCUUAGUGUGGGAGGAGCUGUGCUUUUAUCAUUUUAUCAUGGAAAAGUCCUUGGUCUAGGCGACUCAAGUAUCCACUGGAGAUAUGCAGACAAAAUGGAAAGAGCAACCUCUUCUGCUGGUGCCACAAACUUGCUUCUAGGCCCUGUUGCUGUAAUUGCCAGUGCUCUUGUUUGGGCAGUAUGGUUCAUAAUUCAAGCAGACAUGAGCAAGAGCUUUCCAGUUCCUUAUACGAGCUGUCUCUACAUGUUUUUCUUGGCGAGCAUUCAAUGCGUGGCCAUUGCCUUGUGUGUUGAACACAAGGCCUCAGCCUGGUCACUUCACAGUACUAUAAGAAUUACUUCUGCACUUUACGCGGGGACUAUUUCUACUGGGCUAGCGUAUGUUCUCCUUGCUUGGGCAAUUGAGAGGAAAGGUCCUCUCUAUGUCUCUGUAUUCUCCCCUUUGCUACUUGUCAUCAUCGCUGUUCUCAGUUGGGCUUUGCUUCACGAGCAAUUAUAUGUUGGCACUGCCAUAGGGUCUCUCCUAAUAGUGUUGGGGCUCUAUUUUGUUUUGUGGGGAAAGAACAAAGAGAUGAAUAACAAAGAGGCUACUCAAGAGAUAGUCACAAGGGCAAUGAAGGAUGAGAUGAGUGAGCUAGAAUUGCAACCCUAUGAUCCUUCUAACGGCAACCAUCAUGCUGCUGCUUAG
Molecule: messenger RNA, 1101 nt
Organism: Abrus precatorius (Indian licorice)
Lineage: Eukaryota; Viridiplantae; Streptophyta; Magnoliopsida; Fabales; Fabaceae
Product: WAT1-related protein At1g09380-like
Exons: 7
Coding region: 1-1101 (366 amino acids)
Cellular component (GO): plasma membrane
Molecular function (GO): transmembrane transporter activity
Source: RefSeq, a predicted model, not a curated record